AUGACAGUUGGAAGUUACUUCAUGAAACUGUGUUACGGAGUAAUACAAGUUUGUCCUCCUGAACUAGAGGAUAUUGGGAAGCAAGUAGCACAAAAAUGCCAAGGACUACCUUUAGCUCUUCUAGUGGUCGCGGGGCAUCUUUCUAAAAUUGAAAGAACACAAGAAAGUUGGAAAGAUGUUGACAAAAGUGUAAGUAAAGUUGUUGCUAAUGAAUCAGAUAAAUGUCUAGGGGUGCUUGCUAUGAGUUACAAUUACUUACCUAAUCAUCUUAAACCAUGUUUCCUCUAUACGGGAAUCUUUCCGGAAGAUAGUGAUGUUAACAUAGAGAGAUUGAUCAACUUAUGGGUUUCUGAGGGUUUUCUAUGGGAAGAAUUAGUGGGAAGAGAUUAUUUGGAGGAUCUUGUUAGCAGGAAUCUGAUAAUGGUUAGAAACAGGAGAUCUAAUGGUGAGUGGAAAACAUGUGGUGUCCAUAAUCUAGUUCGCGAUUUAAUUUUAAGAGAAGCUGAGCAAAAGAAGUUUCUGCAGGUUACUAAAGAUCUUUCUGCAAAGAUGCAUCAUGUUCGUCGUUACAGUUUUCAUUCAAACAUUCAUCAGAAUGAUUUGUUGGAGUCAUCAUCAAUUGAUGUCACCCGCACUAUGCAUUUCUUCCGUGGAUUAGGUUCUAAACAAGUCCCUCUUUUGGCAUGCUUCAAAUUACUAGGAGUGUUGUCAGUCGUUCCGUAUGGAUUUGAAGAUUUUCCUCUUGUGAUAACAAAAUUAGUACAUCUUACAUACCUUCAAUUACGCAGUUGUGAUGAUCCUCACGGUUAUAAUUCUCCAACUAUACAUGAGACAGUUUGGCAAAUGAAACAUUCAAGGCAUCUUAAGCUGAGGCAGUCAAUUUCUCUCCCUAAAAAUCCAUCAAAUAAGCUGCAAAACUUGGAAGGACUUUCCUGUCUAAGAUUGUCUAGCUGUACUUUUGAAUUGUUUUCCGCUAUUCCAAAUCUUAAGACGCUUAUACUUCGUGGAAGUCAAAAGGAAUGCCAGGGUGAUCAGAAGAUGUUUAAGCACCUAAACAGCCUUGCCUGUUUAAAAAGACUCGAACAGUUGAAGAUCAGAUGCAAAGACCUAUACUUGUUCCCAAUCCCAUGUAAGUAUACUUUACCUACAUCUCUGAGGAGCUUGACUUUAAGCUAUACUUACUUACCUUGGGAAGACAUGGCAAAUAUAGUGAAGUUGCCAAAACUCGAAGUACUUAAAAUAAAAAACUAUGGAUUUUAUGGUGAUGUGUGGAGAUUAAAUGAUGGAGAGAUUUUCAAUCAACUUAAGUUCCUCCUAAUCAGGACAAAUGAUCUGAAGCAGUGGAAAGCUGGUAGUGUUAACUUCCCAAUGCUGCAGCGCGUAGUUCUGAGAACAUGCAUAUACCUGAAGGAAAUCCCUUAA
Molecule: messenger RNA, 1422 nt
Organism: Solanum lycopersicum (tomato)
Lineage: Eukaryota; Viridiplantae; Streptophyta; Magnoliopsida; Solanales; Solanaceae
Product: toMV susceptible protein tm-2-like
Biological process (GO): defense response to other organism
Molecular function (GO): ADP binding
Source: RefSeq, a predicted model, not a curated record